This is a messenger RNA of Rotaria socialis, 1641 nucleotides long. Lineage: Eukaryota; Metazoa; Rotifera; Eurotatoria; Philodinida; Philodinidae. The record is from the annotation of a GenBank genome assembly.
AUGAGAUAUUAUUACUAUUCAAUCAUUAUUCUAAUUUUUAUUCUUGAUCUGGCAUUUACAUGGCCAACACCGUCUAUAAUAAAAAGUAAAAAACAAUCAUUAAAAAAUGUUACUUCGUUAAAUAUUCAUCAAAGAACAUCAGUACAAGCUGAUAAAUUACGCAAUAUAACUACAUCAACUGGCGACCGUUUCACAUACGCCCAUAAAAACGAGGAGGAAGAAAUCGAAUACAAUGAUACGCCAGUAACAAACGAAAUAUCAUCUGUUGUUGUAUUAACAUCAUUAACAGGUGUUUAUGUAUGGUGGCCAGCUAUAUUCGGUGGUGAUGAUUCGUUUCAUAUAUUACUUACUCAAGAAGAUGUACCUCGUUUUCAUGAUGUUACUGGUGAUGAUCAGGGAAAUAUAUAUUUAACAGCACCCCAUGAACGUACUGUUUAUCGUUUAGAAUAUUUAAAUGGUUGGUGGAUAUCAAAUUUUUCUAACCAUUCAGUGAUGAAUUCAAUUCGUAGUGAAAUGCCAUUAUUUGUCGAUAUUCAUUAUGUAUCAUCAAUACUUUAUGUUUAUGGUCAUUCAGAUAUACAAAUAAUUGAUUUGCUUCAAAAACCACGUACACGAGGUUCAGCACCUUUUAUGAAGCGUUUACGUGAACUAAGUCCUAAUCUACGUAUAACUGACAUGAUCAUUGAUCAAUUAACAUCGGAUGGUUAUAUUUUAGGUGAUUCAUACGGUUGGUGCACAGUUAUACGUUGUUCAUUAACUGUUAAUGAAUGCGUUUUUCUAUUCAAAAUUCCAACUUCACAUGAUAAUCGUCCAUAUCCGUGUACAGCCAGCAUUGAUUUUUCAAGUAAAAUUAUGUAUUUAAGUUUAGAAGAAAAAGUUCUUGUUGUACAUCUUAAUGAACAAACAAAUUUUGAUCGAAAACAAGUUUUAACAGAAAAACGUGGACCUCGGUCCACAUUAGGCUAUGAUGAUAUUGUUAAUUAUAAUAAUUUUAUUUUAUAUACUGAUGUUCUUCGACCACUUUUACAUAUUUGUACAUUGAAAAACGCAAAUCCAUGUAUAACUAUUUCUCUAAGAUUUCCAUUUGCAGAACGAUCAAUAUUACCACUUCGUCUAAGUAUUAUUCGAGUAUCCAAUCUUCAACCACCGAUAUCUGACGAUGAAAAUGACGCUGAACUUCAAAUAAAUGAAUCUACUACUAUUCUACCACCAUUAUCUCUGUUGAUGUCGAAUAAGACAACUGAACUGCAACGUCUCAUCGAUCAUACUUCAAUUAAACCUUACAUACAUGAAGAAAUAACUGCAAAUAAAAUUUGGAUAUUAAUACUUGGGAUUUUUAUGGGUCUAAUAUUUGCUGGUUUAUCAUUCUUAGUUUAUUAUAUUAUAUGGAAUAAAAAUAGACCAAAAUUAAAAAAAGAUUUUCCCCCGAUAGAUUCAAAGUCGUCGUCAAUCAAAACGAGUGCAGCUGGAUGUAUACCCCUUUUGAAUACGAAUCAAUCAAAUGACAGCAAAACAAGAAAUGAAUCAUCGAAAGCAGGUUCAACAGAUUCACAUGUAAAUGAAUCCAAUACAGAAAGUUCUGGUGAAUUAACAACUUUUACGAGUAGUUCUUCGAGUUAUCGGCCAGAUAUUAUUCUUUAG